AUGGUACCACCCACUCAGAAAGCCAUCGUCGUCACCGGGGACGGCAUUGUUAAGGUCACUGCUGCCGCUCAGAACCCAACUGAUUGGAAGACUGCUGAGUAUGGCAAGAGAGUCGGAGCCAUCUCUGGUUGUGAUUUUGUUGGAAUCGUUGUAGAGAUAGGUCUUAAGGUCCCCGCUAACGUGCGAAGCAUCGGCGAACGCGUCGCUGGAUUCGUCCAUGGAGGCCUCUAUCCCAACGGCUCAUUCUCCGAAUACUUGUCAGUUCCCUCUGAAGUCGUCGUUCGGGUGCCGGAUGACUGGUCCGAUGAGGACGCUGCUCAGCUGGGAAUCGCACCAUUCACGGCAGCACAAACGCUUUGGUCGUCUCAAGAGAACUUCCCCACUCCGUUUGCGCCGGGCACUGACUCCACUCCACUCCUCGUCUCUUCCGGGGCGUCUUCCGUCGGACAAUAUGUCAUUCAAUUCGCCAAGCUUUCCGGAUUCAAAGUCAUCACGUUUGCAUCCCCGAAGAAUUUUGAGCUGGUGCGCUCUCUUGGCGCGGACGAGGUUUUCGACUACAAAGACCCAGAUGCAUCGAAAAAGGUGAAGGAAAUCACGAACGGCCAACUGAAGUUUGCCGUGGACACAAUCAGCGAAAAACAGACCCCGCAGCAGCUUGCCGAUGCACUCAGCGACGAGGGAGGUGUGGUAUCUGUGAUCCUGCCCUGCAAGACGGUGAGGGAUAACGUCAAGGUCGUGCACAGCCUUGCGUACGAUCUUUUAGGCAAGGACUUCAAUUUCCCUCAGGUAUUUAAAGCCAAUGAGGUCGAAACUGCUAGAGGGAAGGAGUAUGCAAGGCUGAUCACCAACCUUCUGGCCACCGGGAAGGUCAGACCAAAUGCGACGACGGUCCUGCCGAAAGGCCUUGCCAGUGUACCGGAAGGCAUGCAGUACAUGCGGGAUGGAAAAGUCAGUGGAGAAAAAAUCACUUAUAGAAUUUCCGAUACUCCCAACUAA
Messenger RNA from Heterobasidion irregulare TC 32-1, 996 nucleotides. RefSeq names its product quinone oxidoreductase 13 (gene qor13). Gene Ontology annotation, molecular function: oxidoreductase activity, acting on NAD(P)H. NCBI's taxonomy places the organism in Eukaryota, Fungi, Basidiomycota, Agaricomycetes, Russulales, Bondarzewiaceae. The transcript is spliced from 6 exons. The record is from RefSeq and is a predicted model, not a curated record. The coding region runs from base 1 to 996 and encodes 331 amino acids.